AUGUCACCACACUUCAUAGAGUCGGACGAACUCUCCAGAUCCAUCAAAAUUGCCAUUGACCGUGGUGGAACAUUCACGGACGUAUGGGCAUCUGUCCCAGGACAACCAGAUAUUGUUCUUAAGCUUCUCUCUGUCGACCCAAGCAACUAUGCCGAUGCGCCCUCUGAAGGCAUUCGCCGAGUCCUCGAGCAGGUCACUGGUACCUCAAUACCACGCAAUGCCCCUCUUCCGAAGAAUCAUAUCCAUUCCAUUCGCAUGGGCACAACGGUGGCUACAAAUGCAUUACUAGAGAGGAAAGGCACACGCCAUGCGCUAGUUGUGACUAAAGGGUUCCGUGACUUGAUCGAUAUUGGGAACCAAGCAAGACCGCGACUCUUCGAUUUGAAUAUCCGCAAGCCUGAAACGUUGUACGACAAAGUGGUGGAGAUCGAUGAACGCGUGACGGUCGAGGAGUUCAGUGAAGAUCCAUCACCUACCGUUUCGCAGAAAGACCUUAUACCAGGCGUUCUAGUCAAGGGUAGUACUGGAGAGCUUGUUCGAAUCAUUCAGCCAUUCAACGAGGAGGAAGCUAAGACGAAACUUCUCGCUUUGAAGACAGACGGAAUCGAUGCUUUAGCGAUAUGCUUUUGUCACUCGUAUAUAUUCCCCGAUCAUGAACUCCGCAUGGCAGAACUGGCCUCCGAGCUUGGCUUCCGACAUGUGUCGCUGUCAUCAACUGUUGGAGCGAAGAUGAUCCGGAUGCUGGCUCGUGGUAGUUCAGCUUCUGCAGAUGCUUACUUGACACCUGAAAUCAAAGCCUAUGUAGAUACAUUCGCUCGUGGUUUCGAAGGUGGAAAUCUCGAUGGUGUGAAGUGCGAAUUCAUGCAGAGCGAUGGAGGACUAGUCAACCAUAAAGUCUUCAGCGGCCUUAGAGGAAUUCUCAGUGGCCCUGCCGGCGGAGUUGUAGGGUAUGCUAGGACAUCUUAUGAUGGCAAGAGACCAUUGGUAGGAUUUGAUAUGGGUGGGACUUCAACCGAUGUCAGUCGAUAUGGAGGCAGCUUUACUCAUGUCUUUGAAACAACGACAGCCGGCAUAGUGAUACAAAGUCCCCAGUUGGAUAUUAAUACGGUUGCUGCUGGAGGUGGAAGUAUUCUCUCCUGGAAAAAUGGUCUUUUCCAAGUUGGACCGGAGAGUGCUGGUGCUCACCCUGGCCCUGCCUCGUAUCGGAAAGGUGGUCCCUUGACGGUGACUGAUGCGAAUUUGUUUCUUGGCAGGCUCAUACCUUCCUAUUUUCCAUCCAUCUUCGGUCCAACCGAAGACUUGCCGCUAGAUACAGAGAUUGUAGCGGAAAAAUUCAGAGAGCUGACAGACACGAUCAAUGCUGAUAGUGGUAAGACAAAAACGGUCGAAGAAGUAGCUAUGGGGUUCAUCGAUGUUGCAAACGAGUCGAUGAGUCGGCCAAUACGCGCAAUUACGGAAGCUCGAGGAUACGAAACGGGAGCACAUAAUCUUAGUGUCUUCGGUGGUGCUGGUGGCCAACAUGCUUGCGAGCUUGCAAAGAAGCUUGGGAUUAACAGGAUCAUCAUCCAUAAGUUCUCCAGUAUUUUGUCAGCAUAUGGAAUGGCACUCGCAGAAGUCGUACAAGAAGCGCAAGAGCCAAGCAACGAGAUAUAUUCCACCGAGUCUUUGCCACGCCUCCAAGUUGCUCUAGAUGAGCUGCAAAUUAGAGUCAGAGACGGGUUGUUGGGACAAGAAAUCAAUGCGAAGGACAUCAAGUACCAGAAAUAUCUCCAUCUGAGGUACGAAGGAACAGAAACUCAACUGAUGAUACCCGAGCCUGCAGACGGGGACUACCGAGCACUGUUCGAGAAAGAGCAUUUGCGAGAAUUAUCUUUCAUCUUCCCAGCAACAAGAAAAGUGUUGGUAGAUGAUGUUCGUGUUCGAGGGACUGGUGGCAAUGGAGAAGUCAUGCAGGACAGCGAAGUACUCGUGGAAGAGAUGAAAGCGAUCGAACAGGCUACAUCAGUCAAAGACAGCGACGCUGUUCAUCAGGUCGGGGUGUACUUUGAUUCCUCCGGGUAUCAGAUGGCUCCUCUGUUCCUUCUCGACGGCCUCAAACCAGGAAGCUAUGUUUCAGGACCUGCUAUCAUCAUUGACAAGACACAGACUAUCGUCCUUGUACCUGGCUCCAAAGCUAGCAUUCUUACAUCCCAUGUGAUUGUCGACUUGGGUGAAACAAAGAUAGCUGCUGCUGGAGAUUCAUUGCCAGUGGCAGCAGAUCCGGUUCAACUUUCUGUUUUUGGUCACCGUUUCAUGGGCAUCGCCGAGCAGAUGGGUCGAACCUUGCAGAGAACGAGUUUGUCAUUGAACAUCAAAGAAAGACUCGAUUAUUCUUGUGCGAUCUUCGGACCGGAUGGAGAGCUUGUGGCGAAUGCUCCUCAUGUUCCCGUACAUUUGGGAAGCAUGAGCUAUGCUGUCAAAUACCAGCAAGAGAUCCAUGGUGCUAACCUUCGCCCUGGGGACGUUCUUGUCUCGAAUCAUCCUGAGGCUGGUGGCACUCAUUUGCCAGAUAUCACUGUUAUCACGCCUGUAUUCGAUAGCACGGGCACUAAAAUCUGCUUCUUCACCGCAUCUCGUGAUCAUCAUGCAGAUAUCGGCGGGCUUGGUGGCACGUCAAUGAAUCCAGCUUCCCUCUUUCUCUGGCACGAAGGAGCUGCCAUCAAGUCUUUCUUCCUUGUCAGAGACAACAAAUUUGACGAAGAGGGGAUCUUGGAAAUCCUCAAGAAACCAGGAGACUAUCCUGGGUGUGCGCCGGCGCGAAGGCCAACAGAGAACUUGAGCGACCUUCAAGCCCAAAUUGCGGCCAACAAUAAAGGACGCCUUCUUAUCGAAGCACUCAUGGAAGAAUAUGGGCAGUCUGUCGUUCAAUUUUAUAUGAGAAAGAUCCAAGAAAACGCCGAGAUCGCUGUCCGAGGUUAUCUUAAAGGUGCACGAGAGAAAUUUGGCUCUGGCACCGACUUAAUAUCACAGGACUACAUGGACAACGGGUCAAUGAUGUGUGUCAGAAUUUCGAUUGACGAAACUGGUUUUGGGACAUUCGAUUUCACAGGCACUACGUGCGAAAUGCUGUCCAAUAUGAAUGCACCUCCAGCGAUCACGUACUCUGCUCUCAUAUAUACUCUACGACUUCUCAUCGGAUCCGAUAUUCCGAUGAAUCAAGGCUGUCUAGCACCAACCAAGAUCAUUAUCCCCAAGAAGACUUUCCUGAAUCCAUCUACAGAGCGUGCUGUUUGUGCUGGCAACACCCAGACAUCUCAGCGUCUUGUGGACCUGUUGCUUAAAGCGUUCAGAGCAGCUGCCGCUUCGCAAGGAUGCAUGAACUGCUUCGGCUUCUUCGGCCGGGCUGCCAAAGAUAAGUCCGUCCUUGCAUAUCAGUACGGCGAAACGAUGGCCGGUGGGUCUGGUGCUGGUCCUGGGUGGCAUGGUGCCAGUGGGGUACAAGUCCACAUGACAAAUACUCGGACAACAGAUGCGGAAGUGCUUGAGAAGCGAUAUCCGGUCAUUGUCCGUGAAUUUUCCAUCCGUGAAGGGAGCGGCGGAAAGGGCAAAUGGAACGGUGGAAGUGGCAUAACCAGAGAUAUUGAGUGCCGUGUCCCUCUGAUGUUCAGUCUUGUGACAGAGAGACGAGUGAUUAGACCUUACGGUAUGGAAGGUGGCGAGGCAGGACAUCUCGGGGCGAAUUAUUGGGUGCAGAAGGGGGAGAAUGGUGAAUACACCUGGUUAUCGAUUGGUCCCAAAGGGCAGAUUGAUAUGGCCGCUGGCGAUAGAUGUGUCGUGCACACUCCUGGAGGAGGAGCUUGGGGAAGCCUGGAUCAAGAAGAUGCAAACGGACUCGAGGUCAAGUCAUCCAAGCCUGCGCAUACAUUCACUGCGCGGGCAGCUGGAAGCUACCACAAUUAUGUCGCUACACAAGAAGACGCAUGA
Molecule: messenger RNA, 3963 nt
Organism: Mollisia scopiformis
Lineage: Eukaryota; Fungi; Ascomycota; Leotiomycetes; Helotiales; Mollisiaceae
Exons: 10
Coding region: 1-3963 (1320 amino acids)
Biological process (GO): glutathione metabolic process
Cellular component (GO): cytosol
Molecular function (GO): 5-oxoprolinase (ATP-hydrolyzing) activity
Source: RefSeq, a predicted model, not a curated record